Molecule: messenger RNA, 5647 nt
Organism: Pimephales promelas (fathead minnow)
Lineage: Eukaryota; Metazoa; Chordata; Actinopteri; Cypriniformes; Leuciscidae
Gene: adcy3a
Product: adenylate cyclase 3a
Biological process (GO): adenylate cyclase-activating G protein-coupled receptor signaling pathway; cAMP biosynthetic process; intracellular signal transduction
Cellular component (GO): plasma membrane
Molecular function (GO): adenylate cyclase activity
Source: RefSeq, a predicted model, not a curated record
CGCUUGCAUCUAGAAAGUGAGGACGACUGAAUCUCCGUAUAUGUACACAGACUCAAUGAAAACUGCCAGGUCUGGUCUAUCAGGGCAGGAGAACUGAAGACUGAGGCAAUAUCUUCUGUUUUCAUCCUUCAAACGGAAAGUCGGAUGAUUAUUGGUGACUUUUGGUGGGGGGGAAAGCCUUCGAGUCAAGCAUACGGUGAUUUUCCUGCGUUUCACGGGUGAUUUUGUGAUUGAUCUGUGCCACACUUUACAUCUUCGAAGGACUGUGUAAUGUUAUACGUGGAUAUGUUACGGAUAAAGGCAGCCCUGCGAGAUAAAUAAAUCCACGUUUUCGUCACUGAACAUCUGGGAAAAUCCCGUUUGCACGUCUUGGUGAAAAUGUCAGGAUAUGUACCAUUUCUUAGCAUAACAGAAGACGGCAGCGGCGUAUUGUGAAAUGCAUUUCCAUAUUUCGGGAGCGCAACAUGUAUUUCCUGCGUGAAUCCUGAUAAUGCACAGGAAGAAGAGAAAUGCAUUAUAAUAACAGACUGUAUCUGGCCACGAUACGCACUCCGAGCACGAUCACGUCUGUUCUGUCCAUUUAAGCCUUUUUAUUCUCCUUAUCACAGGGUGUCAUGUCGAUCUGGGGCGAAACAUCUCGUUCAAUGGUCGUAUCUCUUGCUUCCUGAUGUUCUUCAUCCAUGCGAGGAUUCACCAUGGAAACCCACAGUGAGCGCUGGUGGACACCGAGACUGGAUCCUGGAUCGGGAACAGAGAGUCUCAUGGAUGUGUAAACGGCUUCCUUUUUUUGUCGCCAACUUGCUGGGCCCUGUCUUUGCAGACAUCAGGAAAAACAAAAGGCGUGUAGCUUCUCGAAGUGACAAAGCGCCAAUGCCACGAACAUGCAUGCAAGAUCUAAACAUGCGCCAUGACAAUCAGGGGGCGACUUCGGAUCUGAUCUCAGGAUUGGACGUUACCCGACACGUUUCAAGCGACCCAAGCGCAAUGUUCUUCGAGCGCCGGUUGCAUUAAAACCCAAAAGGAGUACUAGCCUAGUUUUCAUAGCGUUUUUCACAAUCCAACGCCCAGAAUGCCUCGAAACCGGGCUUUCUCUGAGCCGGAGUAUUCUGCCGAGUAUUCGGCGGACUGUUCGGUCACCCUGCCCUCUGACCCGGGACAGGCCGUGGGACGCACACACGAGGUGACCGUACGCAGCUCCGGCUGCUGCCUGUGUCUCCCGCGGUUCAUGCGUUUAACUUUCGCUCCAGACUCUCUGGAGAACCUCUACCAGACGUAUUUCCGGCGGCAGCGGCACGAGACCCUGCUGGUGCUGGUGGUGUUCGCCGCCCUGUUCGACUGCUACGUCAUCGUGAUGUGCACCGUGCUUUACUCCAGCGAUAAGCUGGCGUCUGUGGUCGUGGCGUCGGUGGGACUGCUGGCAGACGUGCUCUUGUACGUGUUGUGCCGGUUCGGUCUCCUCCCCGACCGCGUGACCCGCCGCCUGGUGCCCUACGCCUUAUGGGUGCUCAUAGCGGCCCAGAUCUUCUGUUACCUCGGACUGAACUUUGCCCGCUUCCAUCAGCCCAGUGAUACUGUAGGCUGGCAGGCCUUCUUUAGCUUCUCCUUCUUUCUGACGCUGCCGCUGAGACUGACCCCUAUAGUUCUGAUCACGUCGGUGUCCUGUGGCGUACACACACUGGUCCUCGGCGUCACCAUUGCCCAGCAGCAGCAAGAGGACAUUCAGGGGGCGGCUCUCGGAAGACAGCUGCUGGCCAACAUUGUGAUCUACUUAUGUGCCAUCACAGUGGGCGUCAUGUCGUAUUACAUGGCCGACCGCAAACACCGCAAGGCCUUUCUCGAGGCCCGGCAGUCGCUGGAGGUGAAGCUCAACCUGGAGGAGCAAAGUCAGCAGCAGGAGCGUCUCCUGCUGUCCAUCUUGCCCAAGCACAUCGCAGACGAGAUGCUUCAGGACAUGAAGAAAGAAGCCAGUCAGAAAGAGAUGCAGCAGUUCAACACGAUGUACAUGUAUCGGCAUGAGAAUGUCAGUAUUCUGUUCGCAGACAUCGUGGGCUUCACACAGCUGUCCUCGUCCUGUAGUGCGCAGGAAUUGGUUAAGUUGCUUAACGAAUUGUUUGCCCGUUUCGACAAGUUAGCAGCUAAAUACCACCAGUUGAGGAUCAAGAUUCUCGGCGACUGCUAUUACUGUAUUUGUGGCCUUCCAGAUUACCGUGACGACCAUGCGGCCUGCUCCAUCAUGAUGGGCUUGGCUAUGGUGGAGGCCAUUUCAUACGUCCGAGAGAAGACGCAGACCGAUGUGGACAUGCGUGUCGGGGUGCAUUCUGGGACGGUCUUGGGCGGGGUGCUCGGACAGAAGCGCUGGCAGUAUGAUGUGUGGUCUACUGACGUGACGGUGGCCAACAAGAUGGAGGCAGGAGGAAUACCAGGGCGAGUGCACAUCUCCCAGAAUACCCUGGAGUGUCUGCACGGGGAGUUUGAUGUGGAGCCAGGGAAUGGCGGAGACCGCUGUGAGUACCUGAAGGAAAGGGGCAUUGAGACGUACCUGGUGCUGGUGCCCAAGGGACCCCUGGGCAAGAACGGCAUCAAUGGAGUCAAGCUUUCGGUGACGUCAUCGAACGGGAACUCUCCACUACUGAUCAACACCAAGGAGUGCAACGGGAGCGUCCACACGGCGUGCACCACACCGGAGGAUCCCGAGGAGCUGGACACACGGGUGGUGAACCCCUCGUUCCCAAACCCGCGGCGUCGGUUACGUCUGCGUGAUCUGGCCGAGAGAGUCAUCGACGCUCAGGAGAACGAACAGGAGCUCAACAAACUCCUCAAUGAAGCUCUGCUGGAGAGAGAGACCGUACAAGCGCUGAAAGGGAAGUACACUAAUCGCCUGUCUCUGCGCUUCACCGACCCGGAGCUGGAGACGCGUUUCUCCGUGGAGAAGGAGAAGCAGAGCGGGGCCGCUUUCAGCUGCUCGUGUGUGGUGUUGCUCUUCACUGCGGUCAUGGAGGCCCUCAUUGACCCCUGGUUGGUCGCAAACUACGUGACUCUGGCCGUGGGAGAAGUCUUGCUGCUCAUUCUUACUAUCUGUUCGCUGGCAGCCAUUUUCCCACGGGUUUUUCCAAAGAGAUUGGUGUCGUUCUCCACUUGGAUUGAUCACACGCGCUGGGCUCGCAACACUUGGGCCAUGGCAGCCAUUUUCAUAGUCACAAUGGCCGACAUAGUGGAUAUGUUAAGCUGUCGGGUUCCUCAGCCCUCCACCAAUGAGGCGACCACAGUCCCUUCAGUCUCAGCGCCCGCCAGGAACUGUUCGGAGAAUCCCAAAUACUACAGCUACGUCGCAGUCCUGGCUCUCAUGGCCACCACCAUGCUGGUGCAGGUCAGCCACAUGGUCAAGCUCACGCUCAUGCUGCUGAUCACUGUGGCUACAGGCGUAGUCAACAUCUACAGCUGGACGGACAUCUUCGACCGCUACGAUCUGGCUCGCUUUAAGGAAUACAGACUUUAUCUUGUGCCCUCCAAAUACACGAUGAGUGUGAUGAUCUUCGUCAUGAUGGUCAGCUUCUACUACUUCUCCCGACAUGUGGAGAAGCUCGCACGCACACUGUUCCUGUGGAAGAUUGAAGUGCAUGAGCAGAAGGAGAAGGUGUACGAGAUGAGGCGCUGGAACGAGGCUCUGGUCACUAAUAUGCUUCCGGAGCAUGUGGCCCGACAUUUCCUGGGCUCCAAGAAGAGGGAUGAGGAGCUCUACAGCCAAUCCUAUGAUGAGAUUGGAGUCAUGUUCGCUUCCAUCCCAAACUUCUCUGAUUUCUAUACGGAGGAAAGCAUCAACAACGGCGGGAUUGAGUGUCUGAGGUUCCUCAAUGAAAUCAUUUCUGACUUUGAUAGUCUUUUGGAUGAGCCACAGUUUCGCUUUAUAACCAAGAUCAAGACUAUUGGCAGCACCUACAUGGCAGCAUCAGGAGUCACUCCAGACAAUAACACCAACGGUUACGCUUGCAUGAAGAAAGAAGAAGUUUCAGACAGGGAACGGUGGCAGCACUUGGCAGAUCUUGCUGAUUUUGCUUUGGCCAUGAAAGUCACGUUGAUGAACAUCAACUACCAGUCCUUCAAUAACUUCAUGCUUCGCAUCGGGUUGAAUAAAGGGGGCGUUUUAGCUGGUGUUAUUGGUGCCCGUAAACCUCAUUUUGACAUCUGGGGAAACACUGUGAAUGUCGCCAGUCGCAUGGAGUCCACAGGGGUGAUGGGAAACAUCCAGGUGGUGGAGGACUGCUACUGCAUCCUGAAGGACUACGGCUUCCGCUUCGUGAGGAGGGGGCCGAUAUUUGUCAAGGGGAAAGGAGAGCUGCUCACCUAUUUCUUAAAGGGACGUGAAAAACAAGGCUCCUUCAUUAACGGCUCUUUUGUCACCCUACCGCACCAAGUGGUGGACAGCUCUUGACCAACACGCACGCACACACACACACUCUGUCGUACUCUUCAAACUUGCUCGCGCGAACCUCACGUCAUACCUCUUCUGCCGAGUACAUGUGCUCCAGUAAUUAGUACUUUCAAAUGUGUUUUCUCUAUUUAUUAGCCUGAGGAAAGAAAUGUUGGCGGGAAAAUGAGACAGACUGUCUGUUUAUAAAAUAUACGUUUUGAAAGUGUGCACAGCCGCGAAUGAAUGAAACAAAAGUUGAAUGAUUUUAAUAGGCUGCUGAAGUGAUACAGUUUGAGAGGAGGUUGUUUUUAAACUCAUACCGCACAGAAUCCAAUGAACUCUACUGUAUAUUACACAAUGCGCUGCUCAAAGGAACCUAUUUUUGUUGUUCUUUCAUUUGAAAUCCUUUUAUUAUUUAAUCCUUUAUUAUUUAAAGAUUACCCUGACAUGUCCAGAUAACUGAAUGUUGUUUGCAAUUGAAAAGCUACUCUGAAUGCCUGUGUAGGAAAGCAUACUGACUGCCUUUGCAUAGUGUGUGUGUGUGUGUGUAGACAUGCAUUUCUAUAGUCUCUAGUCACCUUUUCUUUAUUUGUUGACUUUAUAAUAGAUAAACAUGGGGUUCUAAAGUCUGAGGCCACAUCAAAUCAUGGGUUUUAUUCAGAUUAACCCUGGAUUUCAAAAACUUCAUAAAAAAUAAUUCUAUUUUUUUAGUGCCGUUUCCCCCUAUCAGAUAUUUUAGCAGUCAUCAUGAAUUAGGUAUCAUUGGAAAGUUUAAACACAAAAUUCGUCCUUUAAAACCGUCUUGAAAUUGGACGUUUAAUGGUACUUUAAUGUCACCAUGAAAUUAAAAUUGACAACGUUUUUUAAUAAUAAAUUAUUUAUUUGUCCACAUAUUAUUUUGUGGACAAAUGCUCCCUCGUUCACCUCCCCUUCCCCCUGAAAUGACGGAUGUUGUCCAAAAAAUCCUCCACAACUCACAUUCAGAUCUCCCUCCAUUGAGUUAGCAACUUCCUACGAUCCAAUCAAUUCCCAAAGACAAAAUCUGGAUCAAAACCCAGAUCCGGGCCACAUGUGGAUUUAACUCGUACCAGAUCUGGACCGACACUAUGUUGCUGUCUGGGUAGAGAUAUGGCUUUUGUUUUUGAGUCCAAGUUGUUUUUGCCAAAUAUAUAUUUAUAGUUAUGGCAAAAAAAAUUGCUUUACAGCUAAUUUAAAUAUUUGCUGCUGAUAUUUUGCCCC